AUGGGCGCCCCGCAACACGACUUACAUUUUGUGGGCGCCAAACUCCAUUUAUCGUGGUUGUAUGGCUAUAAUGAAUUGCAUGGUCCUUCCGAACUCCUGCAUGUUUUCUCCUUUCUCAAAUAUAAAUCCUCAGCUUCAGCGAUGAAAAAUUUGGGUAAAAACAAGAAAAAGCAGUGGCGACAUUGUUGUGCAGGGUUAGAGGACAAGCUUGACGCGGCCAAGAAGCGAGAAACGAUCCAACCGAAUUUGUCUCUUCCGGCUGCAGGCCAGUCAUACAAUCCUAGUGUCGUUGAUCACUUUGCGUUAUUAUCCACACUGGGAGCAGAAGAGUGUAAAAAGCACAAACGCCAACAGAAAACCGAACGGUUCUUACGAGGCUUCACGGAAAACGCAAGGCAUCCCACCGAUCAGAUGGAAGAGGCCCGAACCUUUUUCCAUUCUCUAACUACGGAAACUCCCGCUCCCAAUGAUGAUGAUGGCGUAAGAAUCGUACAGCCAAAAGAAACGGAAGAGGUUGUAUUGCGCCGUAGAAGUCGGAAGCGCAAAAAGGUCAACAUGGCUGUAGAGUUAGAAAACAUUCCAAAGUUGUUGAAAGAGCUACGGAGAGAAAGCCAAGGUUGUUCCGCACGAAAAGCUAGACUUGCUGCGAAGAAAGCUACCCGGAAACGUGACCAGCUUGUGGACUGGGAUAUUCCGUUCCAAAUGCCCAACGAACUAGUCUCCUGCCUAAGGAAAGUCGUUCCCGAAACUGAUCUCUUACGAGAGUUGGAAAAGCGCAAGAACAAAUGUCCACGCGCUCGACGUACCCUAGGCCUGACGAAGAGUACGAAAGCUUACGAGCGUCGCCGAGUAACGACUUGAAGAUAAGCUCUUAACGGAAAUUAUAUAUGUAUAUAAGAACUAAUGUGCUA
Opisthorchis viverrini is the source of this 911-nucleotide messenger RNA. RefSeq lists its product as hypothetical. The record is from RefSeq and is a predicted model, not a curated record. The transcript has 7 exons. The coding region runs from base 1 to 861 and encodes 286 amino acids. NCBI's taxonomy places the organism in Eukaryota, Metazoa, Platyhelminthes, Trematoda, Opisthorchiida, Opisthorchiidae.